Molecule: messenger RNA, 1046 nt
Organism: Notolabrus celidotus (New Zealand spotty)
Lineage: Eukaryota; Metazoa; Chordata; Actinopteri; Labriformes; Labridae
Gene: tspan13b
Product: tetraspanin 13b
Exons: 6
Coding region: 160-801 (213 amino acids)
Cellular component (GO): membrane
Source: RefSeq, a predicted model, not a curated record
AUACCAGUGUUCCGGUCACCAUGUGUGUGUGCGGCCGACUGACACACACACACACCUGAGCCUGAGUCGGUCAGAGCUGCAGUGGCAGCUCACAGAGGAUCGAUAACCAGCUGAUCGGCUCUAAGAGGUGUUCCUGAUCACAUUUAUAUUUUUAUUUUUAUGUAUUUAUUAAAAACAGACAAGAUGAGCUGCGCCUGCGUGGGAUUCACCUGCUCCAAACACUCUCUGUGCGCGCUCAACAUCCUCUACGUGAUGGUGAGUCUGCUGCUGAUGGGGAUGGCAGUUUGGGGGAGCUGGUUUGGUCUGGUCUCUAGUUUCCAGGUGGUGGGGGCAGUGGUGGGGGUCGGGGUGUUCCUCUUUUUGGUGGCUGUUGCUGGACUCAUUGGGGCGUUGAAGCAUCACCAGGUCCUCCUCUUUUUCUACAUGAUCGUCCUCUUCAUGGUCUUCAUCAUCCAGUUUUCUGUCUCCAGCGCUUGUUUGGCUAUCACAAGUCAGCAGCAGGAUCAGCUGCUGGAGGUUGGUUGGAAUAACUCUCAGAGCACUCAGAGAGACGUGGAGAAAAGUUUAAACUGCUGUGGGUUCAGACAGGUGGACCUCAACAAUACCUGUGACGCUGUAUGUUUUCCAAACCAUUCAUGCGUGCCAUGUGCAGAGAAGAUCCAGCAGCAUGCAGGAGAGGCUCUCCGUUUUGCAGGAGGAGUGGGCCUGUUCUUCAGCUUUUCAGAGAUUGUGGGGGUAUGGCUCACAUAUCAUUACAGGAAUCAGAAGGACCCCAGGGCCAAUCCCAGUGCCUUCCUGUGACCUCCCCCAUCCUGACCCUCAAGCUGGACUCGUGUGCAUUUAAAGACGCUGCUACCAUGUGUAUGAGUGUGACUCUCGUGUGUGCGUGUGUGUGUGUGUGUGUGUGUGUGUGUGUGUGUGUGUGUGUGUGUGUGUGUGUGUGUGUGUGUGUGUGUGUGUGUGCGCGUGCGCGUGUGUGUGCAUGUGUGUGUGUUUAAAUAAUGUUGCCCACUCUGGGAUCAAUAAACCUUGUUGAUCGAUAUAAA